Nerophis lumbriciformis (worm pipefish) is the source of this 2475-nucleotide messenger RNA. The record is from RefSeq and is a predicted model, not a curated record. NCBI's taxonomy places the organism in Eukaryota, Metazoa, Chordata, Actinopteri, Syngnathiformes, Syngnathidae.
AUGGCCCAGCCUCUGCUCAAGAGAACCUUCUCCCGGCUGCGCGGCAAGGACAGAUCUCGCCGGAAGACUGAGCCCGAAGGUAAGCGCGAGUUCGCCUUCCUUCUUCGCCUUCGGCGGCUCCGUUCCGCUUUCGCGUCCAGAGACGCCGAUGCGGCGGUCCGCCGAAGCGGUUCCCCUUCGCCGCCGAUGACGAGAAAGUCCCCCGAGGCGGAGCCCCCACCGCUCGGCCGCGUGACUAAGAGGCAGCGUUGGCAAGGACGGGAAUCUCCCGACGCGUGGCCAAACUCCGGCGCGGACGGAAACGGCUCGACGCGGGACGGGGUCGCCGAGGGCUCCUUCCGGAGCGACGGCUCGAACGGGACUCCCGUCCUCCGCCCUUCGACGCAGAGGUCGGCCCCGCGGCCGGCCGGCGACGAGCCGUCCGUCGCGCGGGCCUACCUGCAAAGCUUGGAUCGUAGCAGUCGCGCCUGGGUGCUGUCUUCCGGAAAGUCCGAGGCUUCGGACGAGGCCCGCGGGCGGCGGGAAAGCGGCGGUCACAUUUGGUACAACCCCAUCCCCGAGGAGGAGCGUCCGGCCGCGCGAGCUGGCAGCCGGAAGGAGUCUGGGCCGGGCCUAGCGGAGACCUCGGCCGAGAAAGACGGCGUUCCUUCGGAAGUCGUCGCCGCUGUCACCGAAGACCCCGACUCCCGGACCGCCGUCCCUAAGAGAGGCGGCGUGAUGGACAGACUGAGGUCACCCGGCACGGUGAGGAAACUCUCCCUGAAGAUGAAGAAACUUCCGGAACUCGGACGCAAACUCAGCCUGCGCUCGUCCCGCGUCGGGCAAGGGAGCGACGGAACGGGAGGCGCCGCAAAAACCGCUCCCGACCGCAACGUCAUAAGUAGAUAUCACCUGGAUAGCUCCGCCCCUCCCGCGGGGCGCUCGCCGAUAGGACGCGCCGCCAGUAAAGGAGGUUAUCUCAGCGACGGAGACUCUCCCGACAGGUCGCCCGGAGAUUCGGGCUCAUUCCCGCUGUACCGGGCUCCCGAAGCGUCGCGGCGCUGCCGGCGUACGACGGGUUUAUUGACCGUUCACCUUCUGGGCCUGGACCAGAUUCAGACAAAGUCGGAUGCGGGCAAAGAGAUUUUUUUGGCGAUCCAGAUCGACGGAACGACACGAGCCAGGACUUCGCUCCUCAGCCUCCGAGGCGGCGGCGUUUCUUUGAACCACACUUUCCGCCUGGAGCUGGAGCGGGCGCGGCUGCUACGAGUGGUGGUGCUAACGCCAGCUCGCCCGGAGUCGGAUCGGCUGAAGAACACGGUUUGCUGCCUGGGGGGAGUCGCUAUCCCGCCGCUCUUUAAAGGAUCUCGCUGUCAGCAGUUGUGUGUGAAGUUGGAACCCGGAGGUCUCCUUUACAUCAAACUGUCACUGCGGGAAGAAUGGGACGCGCAGUUUGCCGGCAACUCGGCAGCCCCGUCAAAUGUGUUCGGGGUGGAACUGCGCCACCUGGUGGAGGAAGAAGGCUCCGUCUCUGCGGUUCCUUUGCUGAUCCAGAAGACUGUGGCGGAGAUUGAACGGCGAGGACUGAAGGCCGUGGGUCUGUACAGACUGUGCGGUUCCGCCGCGGUCAAGAAAGAGCUCAGGGAUCGCUUCGAAAGGGACAGUUCGGCCGUCCGCCUCGGAGAGGAUCUCUACCCCGACAUAAACGUCAUUACAGGAAUACUGAAAGACUACCUGCGCGAGCUCCCGUCGUCGCUCAUCACGGCCACUUUGUACGAGGCCGUUAAAGAAGCCAUGACACGACGACCCCCGCCCGUCCCGCCGGGGGAUCCUGACCCCCGCCUAGCCGAGAGCACCGUGGCGCUGCUGACUUGUCUGCCGGCAGCGGAGAGGGCCACUUUGACUUUACUGCUGGAGCACCUGAGUCUGGUGGCCCACUUCAGCUCUCGCAACAGGAUGACGCACCAGAAUCUGGCCGUCUGCUUCGGCCCGGUGCUCCUCAAGGCCCGGCGGGAAGGCCCGAGAGGGGGGAGGCCGGGAGAGGAUUGGCCCGGCGCCGUGGAUUUCAAGCGACACGUGGAGGCUUUGCACUACCUGCUGCGUUCGUGGCCCGGCGAGUGGCCGCCGCCUUUUCGAGGGCCGCUAAACGUGCCCGUUGACCGAAUCCCGGCGGAGGAGGCGGCGGUGUCGCGACGAGGGAGGGACGGCGCGGGACGGCCGGACAGUCCGCCCCCCGUCAAUCGCUACGCCGGCGACUGGAGCGUCCGCGGGCGACAUUUUCCGUCGGGACGGGAAGCGGAUUACGACGAGGUGGAGGGGAGCGACCGAGGCGGCCAAGACGAGAAGAAAGAAGCGUGGUUUGACGGAGGAAGCGAAGCGCUCUACGCGGAAGAUUUGGACGCUCCGUUCAACUGUCGACUGAGCCUAAAGGACUUUGACCGCCUGAUCGGCGACCUGGACCGAGAGCUGGCCAAAGGCAUCAACAUCUGCACGUAG